Messenger RNA from Morus notabilis, 2306 nucleotides. Its product is annotated as IQ domain-containing protein IQM1. Lineage: Eukaryota; Viridiplantae; Streptophyta; Magnoliopsida; Rosales; Moraceae. The transcript is spliced from 9 exons. The record is from RefSeq and is a predicted model, not a curated record. Bases 568 to 2055 code for a protein of 495 amino acids.
UAUAUACGUACAUAUAAUAUUUUUAUAUGUUGUCCUGGAAGUGGUGGAAAACUGGAAAAUGAAGAAGAAAACCUUCUAAAGGAGCACGUACACAAUUCCAAAGGCAAUUCAAAGUCUCAAUCUUUGAAUCCAUCAAACCACUCAUGCCUUUGAACCAAGAAGGAAUAAAAAAAGGCAAAAAAUUAAAAAAAAAAACAAAUAAAAUAAGACGUUGAAUCCCCUGUUUGCUCUUCGCCUCUUCUAAUCAAAACUUUCUCUCACGUUGAUUUUACGACAUAGAAUUCAUCCAAAGACUUUCCUUUUCGUCACUUUUUCGCCCUUCUCCAUUUCUAACACGUAUUUGAAAAUCCACAAGAGCCAUUUUUUGCUUCCAUACUUGAUAUAUCUAUCUAUGUAUAUGUAUAUAUAACAAACAGAAAGCCACUUAACUCGGCAAUCGACAUCCUGUACAUUGUUGAGUACUCAUAAUUCUUUUCACCUUUUAAACACCUUUUUUGAACAGACAUAAAAAAAAAAGUAGAGAUUUCAAUCACACCAAACCAAUCCAAGCUAAGAUUCUCAGAAGCAAUGACCGUCGCAAACGGUUCGGACAAUUCCAACGCAAAUAAUUUCUCCCGUUUGCAGCAUCACAAGCCACAGAAAGUGAUGCUUGAGACCAAUCUUUCAUUCAAGAGUCUUGUUGUUGUCCAAGACACGCAGACUUUGACCGCGGAAGAUGAUCAUGUUUUGGUUGGCAAGAACCAUAUUAAGCACAAACCAAUACCUGCUCUUUCUUUGCCUGAGCCUGCAAUCAUGUUCUCGCCUAGACCGGUUUGCGAGCUCGACGCCGCCGCGAUUAAGCUUCAGAAAGUGUACAAAAGUUACAGGACUAGAAGGAACCUGGCGGAUUGUGCAGUUGUCGUUGAGGAGCUCUGGUGGAAAGCGUUAGACUUUGCGUCUCUAAAGAGGAGUUCUGUGUCCUUCUUUAAUAUUGAGAAGCAAGAAACUGUGGCUCAAAGAUGGGCUAGGGCUAGGACUAGAGCAGCAAAGGUGGGAAAGGGUUUGUCCAAGGAUGAGAAAGCACAAAAAUUAGCCCUCCAACAUUGGCUUGAAGCUAUUGAUCCACGGCACCGUUAUGGACACAAUUUGCACUUGUACUAUGAUAUAUGGUUUGAAAGUGAGAGUACUCAACCUUUCUUCUAUUGGCUUGAUUGUGGAAAUGGGAAAGAGAUAAAUGUUGAGAAAUGCCCAAGAACUCUUCUCCAACGCCAAUGCAUCACGUAUCUCGGACCGAAAGAAAGAGAAGCGUAUGAAGUAAAAGUGAUGGAUGGGAAACUAGUGUAUUGGCAAAGUGGGACCCCUGUGGACACCAUUGAGGGCUCCAAGUGGAUUUUUGUAUUAAGUACCACAAGGGCUCUCUAUGUGGGUCAGAAGAAGAAAGGCAGAUUUCAGCAUUCAAGUUUCCUAGCUGGGGGUGCCACCACAGCCGCCGGGAGAUUAGUUGCCCAUGAUGGGGUUCUUGAGGCAAUUUGGCCAUAUAGUGGUCAUUAUCACCCAACAGAAGAGCACUUUAGGGAAUUCAUUAGCUUCCUUGAGGAGAAUAAUGUGGACCUCUCCAAUGUCAAGAGGUGUGCAAUUGAUGAUGACUAUCCUUCAUUCAAGGUCACCAACGUGGCAGAGCAAUCAGGGUCAACGAAAUCUCCUAAGCAAUCACGUGGUGUGAAUAGAAUUGAUGUGGCUGCCAAGGAGAGCACGAUCACGACCGUUGAACAAGAUGAAAAUAAGAAGGUUGACUCUUUCAACGCGAGGCCACCAAUCUUUGACUUCAGCCAACGCCUCUCGUGCAAAUGGACCACUGGGGCUGGGCCACGUAUUGGGUGUGUCCGGGACUACCCAACAGAGCUACAAUCUAGAGCACUGGAACAAGUCAACUUGUCUCCUAGGCUGGCUGCUGGCCCAUUGUUCAGUUAUGGCCCAAUACCUUCUCCACGACCCAGCCCAAAAGUUAGGUUGUCUCCGAGGCUUGCGUACAUGGGCCUUCCCAGUCCAAGAACCCCCAUUGCUUUAUCUAGCUAGACCUGUAUUCGGCCAAGGGAAUGUGGCCCAUAUAGUUUGGGUCGAAAAUGGAAAAGCCCACAAGUGUAGCGGCUUUUUCUCUGACAAAAAUAAGGAGAGAGCUAUCCCCAUUUUUUUCGUAUCUUCUUAGAAGUUUCUUUUUUUCCUUUGAUUCUUUCAAAUUUGUUAUCUCAAUUCAAAUUAUUAUUUUAUUUGUCAUUUUUUUUCUUUGUUAAUAAUAGCAGGAAUGAGCUAAUAGAUUUGUUCUUCUG